Molecule: messenger RNA, 1885 nt
Organism: Eucalyptus grandis
Lineage: Eukaryota; Viridiplantae; Streptophyta; Magnoliopsida; Myrtales; Myrtaceae
Product: RNA polymerase-associated protein LEO1
Exons: 2
Coding region: 130-1575 (481 amino acids)
Source: RefSeq, a predicted model, not a curated record
GACAGUGGUCGUUCUCGGUUUUGGAUCCCUGUAAACUCUCGUUACCUCGACGGAGCUCUCUUCCUCUUCUUCGCCUGCUUCGCUUUCUCUUUACUCCACUUCGCUCGCUGCUCCCUCCGGCCAGGUAUCAUGAUGUUCAAGAAGUCAUCGAGUAGAAAUCAGAGAUCUAAAGGCGUGAAGAUAAAACAUGGUCUGCAGAUUUUACUUUUGCUUGGUAUAUGCUUCUGGUUGAUAUAUCAAGUUAAGUACUCACAUGAUAAGAAGAGGGAACUGAAUGAGAAGGAUGCCAAAACAGCAGCAAAAGAAGAAAGUGGUCGUGCUGUGAAGUUUGGGAGAAAGGAUCUUCAUCCUCUUAGGGAUGAAAUGGCUACAAUCACAAAUCAUGUGGAAGAUGAAGAGGAAAGCAGAGAAGAGAAUGACGAAAACCAGCACAACGAAGAGCAUGAUGAAGAAACAAGUAAGCAUGAGGUAGGGCUGGGAGAAGAGGGGAACAAUCACGAACAUGAUGAAAGAGAGGAUGCAAAUGAUAGUGUAACAGAUCAAGAAGCUGCAAGGAGACAUGAAGAGGAAGAAGAGCCUGAAGAAGAGGAAAAUAGGAUUAAUGAUCCGGAAGUAGUGAGAGAAGGUGGAGAGGAUGAGAACGAUGAGCCUGAUGAAGAGAAAGUGCAGGGAGAAGUUGAUCGUGAGGAGGAGUUCAUAGAUGAAGAGAAAGAGAGAGAAGAGGAUAAUGAUGAGAGGGAGACUGAAGGUGAUGAUGGGGAGGACAAAGAGGGUCAAGCGGAGGAUGAGAAUGUUUCAGAGGAUGAAGAACACAAUGAGAGUGAGAGUGAGAGUGGUCAUAGUAAGCACGAGGCACGUGAAGAAAAUUACAAAGCUGAUGAUGCUUCCAGCGCAGUUACCCAUGACACCCUAACUACAUUAGUGGACUCAGAAAAGCUAGGUUUACGUGAUGCCGAUGACAAUUCUGAGUCAAGUAAAACAGGUCAGGAAAGCAACUCAACCAUCUCUGACCAAAUUAAUGAAGGUCAGGAUAACUUGAGGUCAAAUAUGGAAGAAAAUCAAGUUGCUGAAAAGGCUGCAAAUUCCAGUGAAGUGGUAAGUCAAAUUAAGGAUCAUGAUGAUACCAAGGCUGGCCCUGCAAAUAGCUCACUUCUGAAACCAGCCAUUACUGCUGAUCCCAAGGACCAAGAAGAUGCAGGAGUCAGCUCUACGGAAGUGAAUAUGGGAUCUGUCAAUAACUUGACAAUGAGUGGUACGGUGGUUAAUGGGACUGAGAACAUUUUGGAUUCACCUCAAGCUCCAAAUCGAACUUGGGUUGAUGCGCAUGCCAGUGACGGCUCCAACCAGCAAAAUAUUAGAGUGGAGAUGGCCAAAGUUUCUACUGAAGUGGGGAAUUCGUCAAAUUUCAUUAGCGAUCAGACAUCAACAGUAAAGGAUGAGAACACCAGCUCCGACAUGAAAGGUGAAGCAGAUAACAUUUUGAAACUACCCUCGAUGACGAAGGAGAAUGAUGAUCGUACCCAUAAGGAGACGUUGGAUCGCCGGAGCGAGGCAGGCAGUAGUAACACCAGUUAAUAUGUCCACUGUCUGAUCAACAAGAAUCGCAAGACUCGUCUGCACUACGAAGCUGUCCUCACUGAAUCUUCGGAUUUUUUUUUUCGGAUUUGCUGGAGUAAAGAUAAACAGCUGGACUUAGAUACAGGUGAUGUGCUUCUUGGGCUCUGAAGGAUGUAUGAAUUUUGGUUUCUUUCUUUUCCGGGUCCUCUUUUUUCUUUUUUGCUUCUCUGUUUGGAAUGUGCAAGAAGCCUUUUCUUAUCAGUGCAUCUGACUUUAGGUAAUCAAUCUCUAACUACUAAACUACAGCUACCACUCUUUAGGCUGAGAA